CAACAGAGAGCUAUGUCAACCCCGGCGAUUUUAUCUGCAACUUAGAACACUAUCUACAACAUUUCACUUAUUCAUUCCCUACCUCUCUACCUUAUCUUGCAUAGCAAGAUCAUUCAUCCUAGAACAUUAUCCACUUUGAAUUGUUGUUGUAGAAGACAACAGCUUCGAAACGGACAGCUUCAAGAAAGCUUUCUAACUUUACUGAGAAGACUACUCAGACCACACAGACCACUAAGCGAGACCAUCGUCUCUCUUAUUAUCUAUUCAUCUGCCUGAACAGAGGCAGCACUUACACGCAUCUAGUUUUCGUCUGCCAAGUUCGCCUGCUGCUGCUGAGGACAAUUUAAGAGCUUAAUUGCCCGGCCAGACUGGCUUGCGCUGCGUGAGUUUCGGAACCAACUGAUAGCCAAUUCGGCAACCAGGAUCUAUCGACAAUCGGCCCAUUUCCGAACUCGACUCUCAUCACGAUGCUGUCCAAUCCGGUUCAUGGCGGUCUUCACGCCCGGCACCGACAACAUCGACGACAAAACUCGACUCCCACAGGAUACGAAACAAUGAAGAUCGCAACAAACCUGUCCAACAUGCAUCAACAACAACACCAGAACCAGCAACGAUCACGCAUGUCCCAUCGCAGGGGCAUGAGUCUGGAUAUUCGACGACAACAACCACAGCAACAGAUGCAAUCCCCGACAAUACCAAUACGACAGGAAUAUUCAACGGUAAGUAACGCUACUAACAAUACAGGAUCAAUCACAUCACAGCAUGUGCUGCGAGAAGCGCAGCAGCAACGCAUGGCUCGCCCGGGCUCCCAGCAAGCAUACGCGAACUUGGCAAGCGACGACAGCUAUCUAAUAUCCCCUCACGGGACACCAAGGGCACAGAGUUUUGAAGGACAAGGGUUUGAGGGUCUUUCAACCCAACAUGAUAUGCAAAUCAAUCUUGACAUGUAUAAUGGACCUAUGAAUGUCAUUAUUAAAAAGAACCAGGAGAGUUUCUCCAGUAACAUAACAACGUCUCAGGACUUCGACCAGUUCCCAAGCACCCUAUCCACACCUACGCUCAUGAGCUUCCAGGACAGCCCAACGGGAGGUCCUGGAUGGAUCUCUGAGGGAGAGACUUCCAGUACCAGAAGAAGCUCCUCCCGUCGUAUUAGCAACGGAAUUAUGGAUAGAGUCUCAAAAUUCGAAAACUUAGGAACCGAGGUUUCGAGACCUUUGACGCCUCCCCGUCAGGAUGCUACAGACUACUUCCCACUCACACCUAUGGAUACACCUCAUAACAGGACCAUAAAGCAUAGUCAACCACCGCAAAGGUUCUCAGAUGGCUACGACGAAUCAAUGGAGGAAACUGUGAAACCCACAAGGCAAUCCGCAAAUGGACGAUCACGGACGACUUUCGAUGAGAUGCGAGAAGCAGCUGAAGCCCAGGUCCCUAUGCCAUUGCCAAACCGAUCCAACACGAUGCCUCUAUUAGAGACAUUCAAUCCCCCAUCAGACCCGAUGGCGGAGUUUUUGGAUAUGGGCCGUAUGGGUGGCAACGGCCUCAGAAUUGAUACUGCUUUUGAUGGGCUUCCCAUGUCUUCACAUUCCAUCGGCGCCAAUUCAGAUCUUUCCGGGCAUACGACUCCCAUUACGCCCCAAUUGGGCGAAUUCAAUGGCUCCUUUGAGUACAAGCCUAAUAUGCAACACCCCAACUUAGGAUCCGAUCCGUUCAACAGCGAAGAUGGAUAUUCAAUAGAAGCAUCUUCCCGCCGAGGGACUCCGCUCCAUCGUCGAAACGAGUCAAUGGCUAGCAUUGCAAGUGCUGCGAGUAUCGCCAGUAUCGACAUCGAGAAGACCAAAAUGUCAACAGGAAUCACACUCGAAGACAUCCACCAAUAUAUCCAAGGGCCCGACCCCAGAGACAACAAAUGGACCUGCACCUUCGAAGACUGCAAUAAGAAGUUCGGUCGGAAGGAAAACAUCAAGUCUCACGUACAAACCCAUCUCAACGACCGCCAGUACAGAUGUCCAACAUGUAAUAAGUGCUUCGUUCGACAGCACGACCUCAAACGGCACGCAAAGAUACACACAGGUAUAAAGCCUUAUCCUUGCGAGUGUGGCAACAGCUUUGCGCGUCAUGAUGCACUUACCCGUCACAAACAACGUGGUAUGUGCAUUGGCGCAUUUGAGGGCGUGACGAGAAAAGUGGUAAAGCGCGGGCGUCCGCGAAAGCACCGACCAGAUAUGAAUGAGCGAAAGGAAAAGUCAGUUCGAACUCUCAAGAAGAAUAUGUCGACUUCAUCGAUGUCGUCGCAGUCCGGAUACUCGGACACCUCAGCAGGCAAUUCUCCCGAAUAUGUCGACCCGGAUUUCGAUGUGCUAGACGGAAUUAUGGACGUAUCGAUGGGGGGAACGACGAUGAACCCAAACUCUCUCCAGAACAUAAGUUCAUCGUCUGCGCCAAUGCCUAGCCUCGGUAACGAUGCGCCGGUGAGUGAGCACUCGCCGUCAGCGGCUAGUGUGCAUUCAUACGUCUCGCAAUUAUCCCAUAUCUCGCUCCACCAAGAACUACUGCCAGAAGCGAUAUCGUCGCCACCAGGGUCUCCUGCGAAGAGCGUCGCUAGUCAGUUUAACGAACUCCCAGAGCUUUCUCGCUCGUCAUCUCCGCCGUCCGGCAGCCGGUAUUUUGAUGCCGAGCCGAAUUCAAGCGGUACGGAGAUUACGAUUGGUUCCAGCGUCGAGACAUCCAGCAUUCCAAGCUUUUCUGGAAUAAGCGAGGCUGACGAUGAUAUGCUGCUCCAAUUCACUAAUAACGAUACGGGCAUGCUCAUGCUUAGCUCUGAUAGCAAGUUUGAUGAGGCGUUCGACAGCGUCGAUAUGUUUACCAAUAAUGACGACUUAUUUUUCGGUAGUAGCUAAGACAGUUGGAGAGGCAAAAUGAUUCGUCUUUCAUAUUUAACUCGAAACGAAGCGAAGCGAAGCGGGACAUACUAGAACGGCAUACUAAUGAAAUGCAUUUUGGGGGUUUAUACUUGACCUUGGAGCGUAAUUGCGAGCUCCUUGUUUUUCCUUUCCCUCUGAAAUUCGGCCAAGAAGUCAUGUACGAUAAUGUGGAAUUACGAGAGACGGGAUCGCGGUGAAAGGGAAUUUCCCCAUGGCGGAUUGGAUGGGAUGUUUGGGCGUUUUAGCGCCGACGCGGGUGGCCGUCUAUUUUUCUGGUCUGUUUAAUUUGGGAGGGGGGAGGGGGCGGUACUUGAGAGUUUCCAUAGGAUGAAAAAUAUUAUUUGGGGUGUAGUUGAUCUCGUUUGGAUAUUAGGUCACUGGAUGAUAAUGAGAUGAGGUCUUUAUUCUGGUGCUGUAAUCUGUGCAUGUUUUGUG
Molecule: messenger RNA, 3359 nt
Organism: Daldinia loculata
Lineage: Eukaryota; Fungi; Ascomycota; Sordariomycetes; Xylariales; Hypoxylaceae
Exons: 3
Coding region: 468-2900 (810 amino acids)
Biological process (GO): regulation of transcription by RNA polymerase II
Molecular function (GO): RNA polymerase II cis-regulatory region sequence-specific DNA binding; DNA-binding transcription factor activity
Source: RefSeq, a predicted model, not a curated record